Molecule: messenger RNA, 5047 nt
Organism: Lethenteron reissneri (Far Eastern brook lamprey)
Lineage: Eukaryota; Metazoa; Chordata; Hyperoartia; Petromyzontiformes; Petromyzontidae
Product: zinc finger protein 239-like
Biological process (GO): embryo development; regulation of transcription by RNA polymerase II
Cellular component (GO): nucleus
Molecular function (GO): DNA-binding transcription factor activity, RNA polymerase II-specific; RNA polymerase II transcription regulatory region sequence-specific DNA binding
Source: RefSeq, a predicted model, not a curated record
GCUGCCCGUCCGCCCUCUUGUCUCGCCGUGGCGUGCGCGCCUCGGUCUCCACUCACCUCAUAUUCUCUCUCUCUCCUCUCUCUCCUCUCGCUGCCGUCCAAGGGCAAGUCGCUAGCGACUCAACCGAGGAGGAGUAGGAGGAGGGUAGUCACUCUUUGAGUUGCCUCGGGUGCCUGCAAGUGAUCGUGGGAGUUUCGGCCGCGAGGGGGCGCUAUCUGGGCGAGCGAUGGCGGCGUGCGCGGUGGAGGCAAACCCGCGCGGGGACUUCCCGGCGUGGCUGGCGGCGCGCGGCAUGAAGCCCACGUUCGCCGACGCCAUGGAGCGCGAGCUGGGCAUCAGCGACUACGAGGAGCUGCUGGCGUGCGCCGAGGACGCGCAGGUGACGGCCGAGCUGCUGGGCGCCGCCCGCGACCGCCUGCCCUUCGCCUUCUACGCCGUGCUGCGCCGACUCGUGCUGGCGCUGGCGCCGACGCGGCGGCGAGGGCGUCGCCGGCGGGGGACGACCCCGGGCGACAGCGACGGCGAGGGAGAGGAGCGGCGAGGGUCCUUGGACGAAGACGACGAGGAGGCGGGGGCGUGCGGUCCCCGCUGCGAGGGGGCGCUGGCGAGCCGCGCCGUUCUCGGCAGCCUCCUGGACGCCAUCGUGGCCACGCUGAGCUCGCUGAGCCGCGAGCUGCUCCAGUCGGCGCAGCGGUUCCGCUGCCUGGAGCCGGCGCUCGGAGCGAUCGGCGUGGAGGCCGUCGAGGGGCCGGCGGCUCCCUCGGUGGUGGAAGGGGGAGAGCAGGACAGCGAGCCGGUGGAGACUUACCAAUCGGUGGAGGAGCAGGGAGGAUGGGCCGAGAUGAGCACCGAUAACAUCAAGCAGGAGUCGGAGGGAGGAGCGGACGCCAAGUGCGAUCUCAAGGGGUCGCAGGCCGGGGAGCAGGUCGGCGAGUGGGACCCAGCCGACUGCUACGAGGAGGAGACGGCGCACGGAUGGGCCAGCCUCAAAGCCGAGCAGGACACGGCCUGCGGUGGCGAGAUGACCGACAUGGAGUCUGGUGCUGAGCCUGCCAUACUCAUGGACUCGGUGGCCACUGGUGAGAACUGCUACGAGUACCAGGAGGGGCAGCUCCACACCGAAAAUCCCGACUUCGACCGUAACCACUUCGCCGCCGCCGCCGUCGACGCCGCCUCCGUUGGCCAUCACCAGCAGGCCGGCACGGCGGCGGCGGUGGGGCCCGGUCGUCCUAUCCGGCCCCACCAGCACCAACAUUAUGGCACCCCGGCAGGACCGGCAAGAGAACCCAAAACCCGCGAUGGCUCCGCUUGGAACGGCGCCACGAUCAUCACCCGGCUGCAGAAGCACGAGCAAGCGGCGACGGGCGCCUCGCAGGAAUCGCCGUUUCCACCGACGGGAUCCGGCUACCGGAUCACCGUGGCGCAGCCGGCGCGGUUCAGGAGCGCCGGUCGGCGCGGCAGCGACGGAAACGGCGGCAUCGGUCCGUCCGCCUCGCCGGCCGGGCCGGCCCCGCCCCGGCCGUUCUGCUGCGAGGUUUGCGGCAAGAGCUUCCUGCAGCAGGGCUCCCUGCAGAUCCACCGGCGUCGGCACACGGGCGAGCGUCCGUACGCCUGUGCCGACUGCGGCCGCCGCUUCUCGGUGUUUUGCAACCUGACACGGCACCGCAAGACGCACACGGGCGAGAAACCGUACGCCUGCCACGCUUGCGGCAAGGGCUUCAUCCAGCUCAUACACCUCAACAAGCACCGCUGCAGCUGCGUGCUCAUCUCCUGACGCAACGUCGCCGCCGCCUCGUCCACACCAUUACACGCCACGCGGGUGUUGCGUAGGUUUCACAGGAGUAGUUGAAGUAGGAAUGGUUCACGUGUGAUUUUUUUUUGGGUUAGGCCCCACCGAAUUAGCUGACAGUGGCAGUAUCGCGACGAACCUUCCACCACUGGACGCAUUAAGUUGUCGCGCGUGCCGGCUUUCGACAACGUGCCGAUCGCUGUUGUUUCACCUUGCCAGUGAGUUCCCAGAGCAAUCCUCACAGCCAAAUUUAGCGAUUAGAAACGCGAGGUUUUGCUUGAAACUGCGUCAAACAUCAUCAGGACAGGGUCCAGGAAAUCUUGAGUCACAAUCCAGGAAGUCGGGAUCACUGUGGCAUGCUUCCUUAAACGUGUGUCGCAUCAAAACUACGUGUUUAAGCGAGUAGGGAUGAUGAUGAUGGUGAUCGUGAUGAUUGAUGUUGCUGUUGUGCUGAGUGUGAUGGGUCGCAACAGCGACAAAAAAAAUCAGUCGUAUGAAUAAUGAUAUUGUGAUGAUGAUGAUUGUCACGUGAUACUGCCGAGCGUGGCGGGAGAUCACAUUACGGUCAUUACGACAGCAAACGCUCGUGGUUUUCGUACAGUGACCACGUGGGUUCUUGUUGUUGUAGUUGCAGUCGUGGUGACAAUGCCGAUGAACCAGUGUAUACCUCUCGUCGCCGUGGCUGUGACUUCUGCUAGCCCACCCACUACGGUCUUGCCAGCGACUCGGAAAGUAUUUCCGCACUCGGCACACCACAUCCAGUAUACCUCUGGUCGCUACGGUUGUGACUCGCAGUCACGCGCCACCUACUCAUUCGGUCUUGCGAGUGACCGAGACAAUACUGAGUGAGAUGCUAAGCCCCGGGUGAUUGGCGGUAGCGAGUCCGGGCUGUAGCGUAACUGUUCGUACCUGCGAUUCGUUAUUUUGAGUCUUGGGUAUGAGGCCAUGUAAUGAUGUUGCCAGACCGGACGCAGAAAGACCUCUUCAUAAUUCUGGUAAAACCGCCUGAAGAUGGUUUUAGUAGCCUGCGAAACAUACUGAAAUUAUAUUCUUAGGUUUUUUCGGUAAAGUCACGUAGGUAAAACAUUAAAAUUAAUGAAAGUAAAAUAAAAUAAAAAUCACGACGUUUCGGAGGCAACACAAGUCUCCGUCAUCAGGUGGGACCGUCACAGCCAGAUUUGCUGCAUCAAGUGAGGCAAUGAUUCAAGAUGUAAUCCCUUAAAAGCAAGUUGAGGGGGGAGGAGAGGGGGGGGGGAUCUCAUCAGAAUGUGGUAGCCAAUGAAUGGAACGUAUCGGGAAAUGUGGGUUUGUGCUCCCAUCACACCGAUGUGCUGAAGUAGGCAAGUUUUAGUCACGUGACAAACCUUACUGAUUGUCAGGUGCUGGUGGGUUAACGACACAUUUACGCGAUCUAACCCAAACACCUUUAUUACCUUCGAUAAGCACCCCGAAAUGUCUGUCCGUCCCGCCCGUGACGUCGCUGCAAAAGAGCCCCCCCUCCCCCCAACCUCAUUAAUGUUCAUGCCCGCGUGGAAAUUUACACUAACGCACAAGGUCGCGCACUCCACAUGCCGCACCCCCCCCCCCCCCCCUCAUUAAUAAGCAUGAGCUGAACAAUUUUUCUAUUGAAUAUUUUAGAUUUACUGCAAUAUACACCCGUCCUUGUGCAAAAAAGUUAGUUAUUCAUAUCCAGAAAGUCGGAAUAAAAUACAGGUGACGGUUGAAUUUGCUUGGACAGGUCAGUGGUGGAGGGUCUUGUGAAAGCUAUUUGGCCAAAUCAUUUAAUUGACCCAACCCAAGAAUCAAUUAGGAAUCGCAUUGACUGCAAUAUCCUACGUGUUAAGUUAUGUACAGUAAGUACGUGUGUUAUGUAUUUUUUUUUUAUUCGGAAUAAAAGCAAUUUUAUAACGCGCACAAUAUUUCACGGACGUAAAUGGCCGUGACUCCCAGUAGGCUCGGAGCCGACGGGCGUGUCGCCUUCUCGGCGUCUCUCGGAGUUGCUGCGGAGUUGACGCCGCCGCCGCUGCUACCGCAGAGGUCGCAAACGGGUUUUUAUUCCUUACCCGUACCCGGCCGCACCAGGGUCGCAAACGGGUACCCGUACCCGGCCGUACCCUACCCGUACCCGGACGGGUAUUGGGUACGUGAUUGCGACCUCUGGGAUGAAGCCAUGUUGCAGGUGCGGGUGGGUUGAUUCUAGGAACUUGAAUUGUGAGAAGAGACAAGACGUUGGGCAAUGAGUGACAAACGGUUACUUACCAGUGAUUCACGGUCUACCCGUACCCGGCCGGGUAGCCGGGUAUCGGGUAGGGUACGGUUAUCGGGUACCCGGUUGCGACCUCUGUGCUACCGUGACCGUGCGGUAGCAGCAGCACCGGCGGCGUACGAUGGCCGCGUUCCACACGGCUGGGGGCUGCCACGUAGGAGAACGAUCGUCCUGGUCCUCGGGUGUGAAGAGCGAGGCGGAGGUUGCAAGUCGGACGGCAGGGGACUUCGUAGCCGCCGGCCCUGCUAGCGAUGUCGGGAAGCCAGUGGAGGCAUCGGUGACGAGUGGACUCCUGGGGUGGUAGAUGGCGGCAUCUGACGGUGCCGUUGGCGUAGCUGUCAAAGGACAAGGUGGAGCCGAUAAGUAACGCCGAAGGACUUGAUGUGGUCGGAGGAACGGAGAGCGGAGCCAGCAAUUGUUAGUGCGCUAGAAGGGAGCGUGGACGUGUAGGUCGUGAACAGCGCCGGGCAGCCGAGGAUUGAACCACGAGAGGGGACUGGCGCGUGAGAGCUUUGCCUCUGCAGAUUAAGGCUCCACACACCGAGAGACAUCGGGGGAGUUGUGGGCCUCGGCGUGAGAGGGGUCAGGGUGAAGCCUGCGGCGAUGUGGCAAAGUUUGUUGGUGACGUCCGUGCCCAAGGAGGUUGCGAGCUUCAGCGGUGCGCGUGUGUGGGGUGGGGGGGUGGAAGUCAUCGUUGCUGAUUCACGGUAAUCGGAGUAGUUAGCGGUCGUCGUCGAAGCGACAGACUAUAAAUACAGCUGUGUCCUACCAAAUCCACUUGCAGGUUCGUGCUGGAACGUCCGGAAAGGAUUUUUUCGCAGCCUUUGCUCACCUCGCGCCCACGCCGUGAACGCGCCACUGUCGCGGUUCGGCUCCGCGAGGUUUGCGACUCCGACCGUCGUGAGCGUACGAAGCGGACACGACACGAGAGUCUGCCGGGAGGGCGCUUGUACAAGCAACUCUUCGUUCACAAUAAAGUUCUGCGAACGGUG